AUGUCUGCAUCCAUUGCGAGGCAAAUUGAAGCACUCGUGGAGAAAAUCGAAGCACUCGAGCAGCAAAUGGAAGCAGUCAAGAAGCUAAUCGAAGAGGCAAAAGAUCCAGAGGAGAGGGAGGAGCUGUGGGACGAGAGGCAGCAGCUGCAGGACGAGAGGGAGCAGCUGCGGGAUAGAAAGCAGCAGCUGUGGGAUGCCUUGUUGAACCCCACCACGGCGGCGAUAACACUUCAAGCUGCGCCAGUGUCCAAGUUGCUGGAUGUAUACGGAGAACAACUGCAGCGCGCAAGGUGUUUUCACCGGAUGCCUGAGACGAGGGUGCCAACCUGCAAGUUUCCUCUUCUGGACAACGGUGGUUUAUGUACGGACUUGGGAGAUUAUUUUACUUUGGUCGGAAGGGAGGAGACGAUUCAGCAUCUGAUGGCAGCCGCUGCAAGGGUGUUUGGAACUUUCAUGAACACGACGGCCAAUGCCUCGGAUAUUGAACAAAGAGAGUUCUUGUUGAUGCUCAUCGGAUUUCCCGGCGCAGGUAAAACAACUGUCGGGACAUGCCUCUCAGCUCUUCUCAGAGAAGCGUGGGAGAGGGACACAAAAACAGGGGAUAUAGAUGGCCUUGUAGAGGAUCAGCUAGGCGACAAAGGCCUUGUGAAGCAGUUCAAAGAAAUGGUGAACAACGUGUUGGAGACCGGCAGAGAUCUUACAAUGUAUCAUGCGGUUGAAACUACGAGGGCAGGGCAUGUAACUCCCCUGGAGAACGGCCUGGCAGCAGAACAGGUUUUGGCCCUUCGGUGCUUUCAUGCAGCUCUUUGUCCAGUGAAUACUACUGGUUAUGGCGGCUUUCUCAGGCAGUUGGAUGACAAAUUUCCAGGCCUGAGGAAUGUGCUGACUUUCGGAGAUGUGAUCGACUUCAUUCGAACUGGUCUUAAGGUUCCUGCAGAUAAGCGAAUUUUCCUAUCUUGGUUUUUUGAUGACGUCAACAAGGCCCGGCCUCAGCACGGUCGCCCACCAGCAUCGUCCUGGAUUCAUGAUGCUUUCUCGGCCUACGUUCAACAUAUCAAAGAUAACCGAGGUGGCCUGACGUUUCCUAUACUUACAGCAGCAACGACCCAAUUUGCCGGGGCCACAAUGCGCUACACAUCAACGGAGAAGGCUCUAAGUUUCCUUGUCUUUUAUCUUGAUGUGAUGAGAAAAUUUCUAUGUUUGUUACAGGUGAAUCAAGAUCUCACUCAAAUCGAUCUCCGUAACACAAUAACGACCGCCUGGGGUAAUAUCAAACGUGGGUUUUAUUAUCGGUACCUUAAGGACGAGAAGUAUUUGUUGGUGUUACGAGCUUUUUAUGUUGCACUGCUGGGGACCCUGAUCAGUCGGGAAGAACUAGUCUGGCCAGGUAGCAGAUACGAAGAUAACUGGGGGUCUUUAGAGUCUUGCGGUUUAGUUGGACUCUUACGCAACGAGGAGCUAUCAUCUAACAAGAAGAUUAAAUUAUCAAGAGAUGAAGAUGCUACUUUCUCCAUCAUGUUCUCUCCACUCCUCAUUUACCAUCUCGUCGAGAACCUACAUGUGGUGGAGCUCCAGGAUUUGUGUCCAUCUAAACUAAUCUCUAAUCCCAAAAACAAGGAGGUAUCUGAUCUGAUGUCCAUUGUGUUGAUGAUCUAUAUGUUGCGGCUUUUUCAUGAUCGUGAGGGGAAGGGAACAGUAUUCAAGUUUAGACUCGAAGAAAUUCUUCCCUCCAAUUUCUGCAUUCCUGCAAGUAUGCAAGCUUUGAAGUUCCGGGUGCCAGCUGGUGCAAAGUUUGGACGUCCGACACAUCAGCCUCAUCAGAUACAUACAGCAGAUGUAUUUCAGGCCUUCCUAAGAGACAACAGUCAGCAGUUUUAUUGGGUUGGUGUUAGCAACCACGAACCUGAUAGCUUCAUCCAUCUGCAGCUGGUGGAUGCUGAAAACAAGCUGCAAGAUUUCUUUUUAUUUAUUGAGAGCAAACACAGGUGA
Messenger RNA from Selaginella moellendorffii, 1989 nucleotides. RefSeq lists its product as uncharacterized. Lineage: Eukaryota; Viridiplantae; Streptophyta; Lycopodiopsida; Selaginellales; Selaginellaceae. The coding region runs from base 1 to 1989 and encodes 662 amino acids. The transcript has 6 exons. The record is from RefSeq and is a predicted model, not a curated record.